Molecule: messenger RNA, 4105 nt
Organism: Mytilus trossulus (common blue mussel)
Lineage: Eukaryota; Metazoa; Mollusca; Bivalvia; Mytilida; Mytilidae
Product: WW domain binding protein VOPP1-like
Exons: 6
Coding region: 117-827 (236 amino acids)
Cellular component (GO): cytoplasmic vesicle membrane
Source: RefSeq, a predicted model, not a curated record
UUAGAAAAUUAGACUAGACCGGAAGUGGAAAAUCCAUUUUGUUUGUGUUAUUGAAUAACAUUUUGGUCUUACUUUAGAAGGUUUAACAUGUUCAAACGAUAAACAAAAGAAACAACAUGUUUCCUUUAAGGGACUCAAUUAUAUCUGUUGUGAUUUUCAUAACAAAUAAUGUUGUUCAGGUUGUUGCAGAAACUUGUUCCAAUGGGAUAAUAUGUAACAGUCCUUACACCUGUUGUCAUGGUAAUUGCUGUCACGACAACGAUGAUGAUUAUAUCUAUGGUUAUAGAAUGUCCUUUUGGAAUCUUUGGUAUUUCUGGUUUAUAAUUCUGUUUGUUUUGAUGUCAUGUUUCGGAGGUUGUGGAUAUUACAAACAGCGCCAGAGGAUAAUUCGUAGGAGGACUGGUUCCCCAGCACGUAGUAACAGAAGAUCCAGAACAAUCAUACUCACUAACACAGGGGAGACAAACCCUACAUCUUAUGCAUAUUCAGGACCUGGUGCUGAGCCUUAUAGCAAUGUUUACCAACCACCUCCUUAUUCUGAGGUAAUGUUGCACCCAGGACUUUAUCCAACCAACAAAGAAAAUCUUCCUCCUUAUCCUGGAGAUUCCAGUCAGAAUAGAACAGCUACAGAUACAGUGCCUAUAAAUACAGAUACAGUCCCAAUUCAGCCGCCACCAUACACUGAGAUAGCCAAUCAAAAUACAGAUCUGAAUCAACCAACCUAUCAGAACACUACACCUCAAGCAGCUCAUCAAAAUUCUGCACCUUUACAGCAACAGACAACCAAUCAGCAAGCACCUCAGGAGUCCAAUCAGAAUGUAGCUUAAUGAACUCAGAGAACAGUAUUGUGCUUUAUACAGUAAUGUAAUGAGAUACACUGGUCUCACUUGUCUCUUUUUUGUAAAGAAAUCCACUUUAUUCAUUUUCAGUUGUUUCAUUCAAAUAUUUUUUCCCAAUUUUUUUGUUUUUUUAUGAUACAAACCUUAAGUGAAUUAUUAUAUAUAAUAAACUUUAGAGUCAUACUUAUGACAUUAGGCGCCAGCUGAUGCCUACAUCUCUAGGCAGGAUUGUCUUGCUGCACUGAAGACCAAUUGGUGGCUUUGAGCUGUUCUCUGUUCAUUGGUCCAAUUUUUUUUUGAAACAUUCUCAAAUUUCUAAUUGGAGAAAUAUAGACAUUUCUAUAGAUAAAAUUCCUCUUGUUUAAGGUCUAUAUAGAUUUUAAUUUGAAAAAUUGAAACAACUAGUGAAAUUAUUUAAAGAAAAGAGUUAAAUUUAAAAGAAAAAAGAAGAAAAUUAAUUAAACUUAUUUGAUUUAUUAUUGAAAGUGUUAGUUUAUUUGAUUUAAAACGGUAAAUUAAAUUGUUGAUAUUAAAGUUCUGUAUUUAUUUGCUAUGUUGAAUACUUGAAUGGAUCAACUAUUUGUAAUCUUAAAUGAUGUAUUAUCAGUAAGACAAUCAGUUGCUGUUUAUAGGUAAAAAAAAAUAUAUAUGAUAUUUGAAAUUGCGAAAAUUUUGUCUCACAUGCACCAAAAUACAGAAAUGUAGUGAUAACUUUUUGAUGUGCUAGGAGGCAAGAAAACUGUAAAUGUAUAUUUUUUAGCCCUUCUAUAAAUAUGUUAUAUAUUUUGUCAUGAACGUGUGUAAAAUGUUUUAGAUAAUCAAAUUCUCAAGAAACAAUAGUCUCCUUAUUCUUUCUUUUUUUCAAAGCAGUGAAAAUCAGGGUGUUCCCUCUUAAAAAAAAAGAAAGCCUUGAAUAUAGUAGCUUUCUCUUUGUAUGGGAGUGCCCUUCAAAUUCACCAAAAUAAGGACAAUAUGGAUUAUGGAACCUUCAUUUACUUGCUAUGUUAUCUAUUAUAUAAGUAAACUUUUACCUAUGAGUUUGGGAAAUAUUCUGCCCCAUAAAAGCAGGACAUAAUUCUAUACAAAAGUGAACAAAAAAUGCAUGAACAUAAAAAAAAACCCACCCUUGCUAUAGGUGAAAAUGAAUAUUCAACCAGAGAAAUCUUGUCCUCCAAAAAUUAAAUGGGUCUUUCCCAUAUAUAAGAAUAGUUAAUGGGUCUGGAAGUGUUUUCUUUCAGUUGAAGUAAUGUAUAAGAAUAUAGAUAAUAUAUUGUACCUGAAUAGUACAGGUGUAUCAAUGUGUAUGUGAAUCUAUUUGAUAAUGUCUAUGCAUUUAAAACAUACUUCGAAGGUUGUGAGAUAUUGUAUGAAUAACAUCAAUUCUUCUGUAAGAUUUAUUUUAUUUUGAAGAAAUAUCCAAAAUUGCCAAAUGUUGAAUUGGAUCAUAUGUUUUAAACUUUUACACUGGUAUAAACAUUUGUGAAAAUACUUUAAACUUGUCUUUAAAAUAUGUUUUCAGGAUCAACUAGAUUGCAAUUUACUUACAGUUUGAAUGCAUUACAAACUUUGAUAUGGCUGUGACUUGUAUUUAAAGAAAACUAUUCUUUUGAAAUUAAUAGUUUACAAUGUACUUCCUACACUGUUGUUAUUGUAUGAUUAAAAAAUGAUAAGUUUGCUGUUAUUUUCUAACCGUAAAAUCUUACGUUUUUCAUGACAAUAAGGUUAAGAGUGUGUGAAACUGGUUUUAUAGUAUUCACAAAAUAGAUAUGUUUAAGAUAAACCAACAAAACCUUUUAAUCAACAUUAAUAAAUUGCAUUUGUACUACAAAUCAUGUCUUUUCAUUGGAUGGUUGGAAUAGCUUAAAACAAACAGUUUAACAAAAAAUAUUUAAUCAAGAACAUGAAUCAUUACUUUUACAAUUGUUGUGUUCCAGUCAAAUAAUUUCAAUUAAGAAUUUGUUUUUUUGUUAGGAGAGGAAUCCAUGUACUAUAAUGAGUUGUUGGAUUAAAGGUUGAAAUCCAGUCUUUUUAUGAUGUAUUAAAUUUUAUGUCUUUAUGUUUUCGCUAUGUUUGUUAAUUUUUAUUUCUUAUAUGCUAGUCUUUCUUUAAAUGAUGUUUUAUCUUUUUAAUCAAUCAAUGCAUUUUGUGAUUAACUUAAGUUGAUAACUGAGUUUGAUCAGAUUUUUUACUAGACAAUUUAAUUUAAGAAUUAUAAAACAGGAUUAUGUGCAUUUUCUUUAUUUAUGUUACAGCAUUAUUGUUAGAUUUCAUUUUUUGUAUAUGCAUAAUAUCUUUUUAUUAAAAUGUAUAACCAAUUAAUCAAACAUUUGAUGGAGUUUCCCAUGAUUAUUCAAAUUGAAUUUAAAUAAUAAUAUCGGAUGUAUCUGCCUUUCAAUUAAUUUUCAUAAUAAUUUAUUCAAAGCUAGAGGAGUUUAAAUGAUAUUUUCUGCUCUAUUAUUUGCAAAGUUUUUACACUCUUUAACCAAAGUUUACAGGAAUGAUUUAGGAAGGUAUCUUUAAAUGAUUUAAGGAAGGUAUAUGUAAAUGAUGCUCCUUUUGGUCAGGUAGGAUGUGAGACAUUGCCGCCAGUUUGAGUGCCAGAGAUCAAAUUCAACAUUUUUUUUUUCUGUGAAAAAUUUCAUUUCUUCUUUUCUCUGAAACUCAAUAAUCUUUUAAAAUUAAUUUAGGAUUAAUUCAUCAGACCUUAUUUUCCCUUUUGCAUUGACGAGUUCAUUUGCAAGAUGAGCAAUGUUGUCUCAAAGAGCCACCAGUAAAAUGCUCUUUAAUGCAGAGACAUCUCCAAAGAUUUAUUGUGAUAUGUAAGACCUGGAUAGGAAUACAAAAGUUAGACAGUAUUAGGACCUUUUGUAAAUAUAAAAUUUAAGAAAAAAGCUAGGUUGGGAUUAUGCAAUUUACAAAUUAUGUAUAAUAAAAUUGGCAAACAGUUUACAGGUCCACAACAAACUUUAGGAUCUUAAAAGCUUGCUAAUAUUAAAAGGGAGAAAAUAUAUAGAUACUUAAAAGUGUUAUAAAGAAAAAGGAUCAUCAGAAAUGAUUUUUUUGUUGUAUUUAAUAAUGUAAUGUGAUCUUUCUUGCCAUUUAUAUCAACAACAAAAUUCAUGUUAAUUGUGUUAUUUGAAUGUUUCUGUAGGAAAAAUCAUUUAACGGUGCUUUUUAGAUAUUUUAAUUUCAGUUCUAUACCUGCUUUUCACUCUACUCUACUUUUUUGAAAGAUAGAUAUUAAGAUUAAACAUUAAUGUUAUUGU